Phytophthora nicotianae INRA-310 is the source of this 327-nucleotide messenger RNA. RefSeq lists its product as hypothetical. The transcript has a single exon. The coding region runs from base 1 to 327 and encodes 108 amino acids. NCBI's taxonomy places the organism in Eukaryota, Oomycota, Peronosporomycetes, Peronosporales, Peronosporaceae. The record is from RefSeq and is a predicted model, not a curated record.
AUGUUUCAGUCUUCUUUUACGGAUAUCUUGAGUUUGAUCGGGGCCACUGCAGUCACCGUCUCGUGUAUGAUCAUGCCGUGCUUGUGCUACCUUCGCGUCCACCCGAUCGCCACGCACACAUUUCGGGGCAAGUGCGAUCGGUUUGUAUGCCACUUGACCAUCAUCAGCAGUAUCGUGCUCGGUAUCUACUGCGCUGUCAUCGCUAUCGGCAACAUUAGUCGUGACUUGCAGCACUUCCGUCUGUUCCAGGCCGCUAAAACAAGCAUGGCUACGAACAUCACUCUCGCUGAUGAAUACCCUUACUGUCACGAAGGCGAGAGGAACUAA